AGUAAGGAACGCACGUGUACACUCGUAUCAGAAUGAAUAAGUGUUAAACAAAUUAAAAACGUAGAAAGAUUUAUUUUAAUUUAUAAAGUUCAGUGUAAUUGGAAAGUGUAAAAUGUCAGUUUUGUUAAAAAAUGUUAUCAAUUGCAUUUGGCAUGCGUUCGAUUCUUUGCAAAAUAAGGAUUUGGUGCACAAAUCGAAGUUAAAGGUACUGACUGCGAACAUUGGCACUCUUCUCGACUUGUAUGGAGUGGAGAAAGGGCUGGACCACUUCAAGUCUUCUCAAGAGCUGAGUUUCGACGAGUUCCGCUACUAUCUGCAGCAUGAGGUGUUCAGCUCCUUGCCAAAAACUGUCACGCUGCCCGUCAUCAGGGAGUAUGAGAAGAAAAUCAGCGAAGUGUGCUGGCUAGUCUGUCGAAAAAGCCUAAUCUCUCGUGACAAACCCAUCUUUGAUGAUGAAUCCGUGUUCAAGCUGUUCAGGAUAUACUGCCUCCUUGCUGACCUGGUGCAGGAUGCAGACGAGCCUGCCCAUUACGUGGUUGUCCUCCAACCUUCAGAAGCGGGUAUAGUAGCUGAGCAAUUAGUACUAUGCCUUGGACUACGAUGGGACACCGGUGACUGGGAAGCCCUGGGCAGUUCCAUCGGUCAGUUCAAGUGGGCAGCUUUUUUGGCGGUUCUAGAAGCCAAGUAUUGCGAUCAGCAACUACACUCGAAAGCAUUGGUGGAGGCGGUCGAUGAAAUCUAUGACGUGUUUAUUGAGGAUAUUAUAAAGAAGGGCUAUCUCUACAAACGAGGGUAUCUCCUUCCGACCAUGCGUGAGUAUUGGUGCGUGCUUCAGCCGUGUGCCCUGACAUACUACAAGAGUUCUUCUCAAAAGGAACAGUGUGGUCGAAUAGCCAUAGACGAGUACUGCUCUGUAGAAGCUUCCGCUGGCGAAGGAAGAAUCCAGAAGUUCCAGGUCAUCACGCCUGAGAGGACCUAUGAGUUUGGCACUCAGGACCAUAAGAGUCGCCUGCAGUGGAUAUCAGCGGUGCGGCAAGCCACAGCCCUCUCGGGAGGAGUGGAGAGUUUUCAGAGAAGGGCCAGGGCUUACAGACGCGGGGCGGGGGCGCGGCGGGAACAAGAAGUGCGGGAGGCCAGGAUGCGGCUGCAGCACGAGGUGCGCGCGCGGCUGGCUGCAGAGGCUCAAGCUCAGGAAUUAGCAGAGAUGGCACAGCAAGACAAUAAGAAGCUCGAAGAAUUAAAGACUACCCAAACCGAAUUAGAGAAACUUCUUCAAGAGGAGAUCCAAGCUAAACGAGAUGAGGAAAUAGUGCGUGCUUUGCAGGCCAGAGUAUUAGCAGAAGAAUGGGAAAGAAGGGAAGAAUUAGAAAGGCUUCAAGAAGAACAACAUAAAAUGUUAGAAGAAGAGAGGCUUAAACGGAAGAAAUUCGAAAUGCUACAGGCUGAAAAGGAGACACAAUUCAGAGAAGCAGAAAAACGUCUCAAAGAACUAGAAUUAGAGAAGCAGCGACUAGAUGAGCAGUUAAAGGCGGCGCAGGAGAAGAUAUCAAAAACUGAACUAACAGCUCAAGCAUUACACGUCCACCUUAGGGAUAUGGGCCCAGGAUUUCGGAACGGCGAGCGUGCUCGUCGAGCUAUAUCGUUUGUACCAACCACCAAGAGUUCUUCCGACACCCUCAUAGAUGUCAGAGCAGUGCGACAUCUCAAAGUGAUAUCACAGGACCAGAAAUUAUGAUCAAAUAUAAUUAAUAUCUAUUUAUGCGCAGAAAAGGAGUCGAAUGGAGUAAUGAAAUGGAGACAACAAUAGCUUCCAAAUGGGAGAAAUUGAUGUUGAAUAUUCAAAUGCCGAAAAUAUCGAUUAUCCGCACCUUAAAUGGUACAGAUACUCGUUAAAUAGUAAAAAGAAAUCGCAGCACCAAUUUAUUGCUUUAUACAGUUGAUAUAAAUGAAAUAGUUACAAAUUAUGUAUAUCGUUACAAAAAUAAACAUGUACUCCAUAUUUAUAAAAUAAAGAUCUACAAAAUGUUUUCAAUGUCUUGCUUUUUAGCCGGUCUUGGUCUUUUUGGCUGCUGCUGCUACGGCUGCAUCGGCCGCUUGCUUUUUAACCAACAGUUUUCUUAACUGAAAUAUAAAUAUCAAUGAUAAUUUAGUGCCAGAAAACUCAGUAGCGUGCCAGUGCCAGCCCUGCCCUGCCCUCUGAAUUUUUGUAAACCCUUGACGCUUGUAAAA
This is a messenger RNA of Amyelois transitella, 2229 nucleotides long. Its product is annotated as differentially expressed in FDCP 6. The record is from RefSeq and is a predicted model, not a curated record. The coding region runs from base 113 to 1735 and encodes 540 amino acids. Lineage: Eukaryota; Metazoa; Arthropoda; Insecta; Lepidoptera; Pyralidae. Gene Ontology annotation, cellular component: nucleus; cytoplasm. The transcript has 10 exons.